Oncorhynchus kisutch (coho salmon) is the source of this 1632-nucleotide messenger RNA. It is a transcript of the gene brix1, whose product is annotated as brix domain containing 2. Gene Ontology annotation, molecular function: rRNA binding. Lineage: Eukaryota; Metazoa; Chordata; Actinopteri; Salmoniformes; Salmonidae. Gene Ontology annotation, cellular component: nucleolus. The transcript is spliced from 9 exons. Gene Ontology annotation, biological process: rRNA processing; ribosomal large subunit assembly. The record is from RefSeq and is a predicted model, not a curated record. The coding region runs from base 49 to 1068 and encodes 339 amino acids.
GCCCUCGCUCUGUUCUUACCGUUCUGAGCCUGCGUGUCAGAAAUCAAAAUGUCGGCGCUCAAGAGAAAACGUGGAGGAAAGGGUCCAGGUGGAAAAGCAAAGAAAGUGAAAUUAGUAGAAAAUGGAAAUAAACCCCAAACUACAGAGAUGGAGCAGAACAAAGAAAUCACCGUCCCAGCACCCGUGUCAAUGGGUAAGUGGAGAAACAAAGAGCGAGUUCUUGUAUUCUCUUCAAGGGGCAUCAACUUCAGAACACGACAUUUGAUGCAGGACCUCAGGACAAUGAUGCCACACACCAAAGCAGAUACAAAAAUGGACAGAAAGGACAAACUCUUCGUCAUAAACGAGGUGUGUGAAAUCAAGAACUGCAACAAAUGCUUAUUCUUUGAAGCAAAGAAGAAGCAGGAUCUCUAUAUGUGGGUUGCAAAUGUUCCCCACGGACCAUCUGCGAAGUUCUUGGUUCAGAAUGUCCACACACUCGCCGAACUCAAAAUGACAGGGAACUGUCUGAAGGGAUCCAGACCACUGCUGUCGUUUGAUCCUCAAUUUGACACGGAGCCUCAUUAUGCACUGCUGAAGGAGCUCUUUAUCCAGACUUUUUCAACUCCCCAGUACCACCCCAGGAGCCAACCCUUUGUGGACCAUGUCUUCACGUUCACCAUAACAGACAACAGGAUAUGGUUCAGAAACUAUCAGAUCAUUGAGGAAGAUGCAUCGAUGGUAGAAAUUGGACCUCGCUUCGUCCUGAACCUCAUCAAAAUAUUCCAGGGGAGCUUUGGUGGCCCCACACUCUUUGAGAACCCACACUUCGAGUCUCCGAACACGCACCGGCGUGUGAUCCGCAUGGCCACCGCCUCCAGGCUGAAGGAGAAACAGAUGGUCAAGGAGCUCCAGAAGCUGAAGAGGACGGAGAACAAGGAGGCGGUGACCAGGGACGUGACAGAUGACGUGUUUGCCACGCCGGCUGAGGAGAGGCCAGUCCACAUUGAGCUGGAGGCUCCUGCAGCUAAAGUAGUGAAGAAGAACAAACACAAGGCUUUCAAACGACAGAGGAAGCAGAAGCGUUAGGCUAGAGACUGGUUGGUUUGUUGGGUCUUCUAGACGUCAUCUGGAAAGGCUAGAGACUGGUUGGUUUGUUGGGUCUUCUAGAUGUCAUCUGGAAAGGCUAGAGACUGGUUGGUUUGUUGGGUCUUCUAGAUGUCAUCUGGAAAGGCUAGAGACUGGUUUGUUGGGUCUUCUAGAUGUCAUCUGGAAAGGCUAGAGACUGGUUGGUUUGUUGGGUCUUCUAGAUGUCAUCUGGAAAGUGAUUACAUUGGUUCUUUGUCAAUUUGUCUUUCCUCAAUUCCAUGUCUCUUUUAAUUUUCAAAACUCAAAACGAGAAGUUUGAAGGGAGUGACCUAGAAUCUUCUCCAGUGCGUUUUAGAAGGAAUCGGGAAAAGACCAAUUAGAACAUUUGUUUGACCAGGAUUGAGUCGACCAUCAAGUCUGCAGCCUGUGAAGGGCCAUUUCAGAAUACGUUGUUUGUGUGUUGAAUUUUUUGUUUUUUGCUACUGCAAAAAAAGUACUAAAGCAACUUUGUAACUUCUGUUGUCCAGCUUUUCUUACAGUUAAGAAAUAAAGUCUCGAUUUUAA